Ostrea edulis (European flat oyster) is the source of this 2140-nucleotide messenger RNA. RefSeq names its product heat shock 70 kDa protein 12B-like. The record is from RefSeq and is a predicted model, not a curated record. The transcript has 5 exons. Gene Ontology annotation, molecular function: ATP binding; ATP-dependent protein folding chaperone. Lineage: Eukaryota; Metazoa; Mollusca; Bivalvia; Ostreida; Ostreidae. The coding region runs from base 182 to 2050 and encodes 622 amino acids.
GUGAUCCGAAUAGGCUUUCAUAGGGAACAAGGUCCUGCAUGAUAUACGCACAGUAUUUAAAACCUAUUUUUAGCGUACAUGGACCUUCCAGGUAGUGCAUGUGUAUUUGGGCCCAUGAAAUUGGUCAACAAACCGAGAAAAUAAACAGAUCAACACUUUAUCCAUAGUACAUAAAGCUACAAUGUCGAAUCGUCCAGUUAUACAAGAAAGGGAGAGCGUGCCUUCCAACCGCAACAAACCAGUUGUUCACAAGGAAAGCAACAGACCCGUCAUAAAACAACAGCAUGAUGGGUCCAAAGAAGGAAACUUGAUCAUGGUGGCAGCUAUUGACUUUGGGACAACGUUUUCAGGAUACGCCUUCUCUAUGAGAGAUACGCCCAAGGAAAUUCACUGCCCAUACUGGAACACCUCUUCAACAGAACUCAUAUCUCACAAGACCCCUACCACUGUUCUGCUAGACGCAAAGAAAAACUUCAUUGCAUUUGGGUAUGAUGCUGAAGCGCAAUAUUUGGCACUAGCUGAAGAGGGAACGGAUGCCAACAAUUACUAUUAUUUCCGAAGGUUUAAAAUGAUGCUCUACGACAAACUCAGGACAGAACGACUUACAACUGAAACGAAAGUUGAAGAUAUCAAGGGGAGAUUGUUACCGGCUGUUGAUGUUUUUGCUCACGCCAUUAGAUAUCUAAAAAAAUGUUUGACUGAGGAAAUUGAGAGUAGAGACACAUCGGUAUAUGUUCAGGAGGAAAACAUAACUUGGGUACUGACAGUACCUGCCAUCUGGGAUGAUCCAGCCAAACAGUUCAUGCGGAAAGCUGCGGAAAAGGCAGGAAUACACAGCAACAAGUUGAUGAUUGCACUAGAACCGGAGGCAGCUUCUCUGUAUUGUAAAGAGCUGCCAGUGGAAAAGCUCAGCGGAUCUGAGAGUGGAAUUGGAAUUUUUUCUCCAGGGAAAAAGUACCUUGUAUUAGAUGCAGGCGGAGGAACCAUUGAUAUGACUGUUCAUGAAGUAAAAUCGGGAGGGAAAUUACACGAGUUGAGCAAAGCUAGUGGUGGAAAUUGGGGUGGAGUGAAAGUGGAUAUGACGUUCAAAGAGAUGUUGAUGGAGAUUGUUGGAGAUGAGUUCAUGGAAAAGUACUGUCUCUCGAACACUGCUGAAUAUAUUGAUAUGUUCAGAGAUUUCGAAAUAAAGAAACGUCAAAAAGUGGAGGAAAAGUCGCAACUUAAGAAAGUCACAAUGAAAAUGCCUGCUACCUUUGUGGAAAAAUAUGAAGAGAUAAACAAAGACAUUGAAGAGCGAACGAAAGAAACGACAUAUAAAGGAGUCUUGAAAUGGGGACUAGACAAAGUACGAAUAAAUAAAGAAACUUUUGAUGGUUUCUUCAAUCCAUCGUGCACGGGUAUAAUCGAACAUGUUGGAAAGCUCCUAUCAGAUCCUAAAGUUAAAGGAACAAAUAUUAUUUUGAUGGUAGGUGGUUUUUCGGAGUCGGCUGUUGUUCAGCAAGCUGUUCGAGAAGCCUUCCCAAACUGUCGCGUAGUCAUUCCACGCGAUGCAGGACUUGCAGUACUGAAAGGCGCGGUUUUGUUCGGCCACGACCCAAGUGCUGUAGCAUCUAGGGUGGCAAAGUUCACUUAUGGAAUAGGAUGUACAGAACUGUUUGACCCGAAAAAACACGACUCAAAAAGGAAAAAGAAAAUAAAUGGUAAAGAUAGAUGUGAGAGUAUUUUCAGUAAACAUGUCGAGACUGGUGCCGUUUUGCACCUCAAUGAAGAACAAGGGGAACACAAAUACCACCCAAUUUAUGCCAACCAAAAGAAGAUAUCUUUUCCUUUGUAUACGACGGAGGCUCCUAAUCCAAAAUACAUCGACGAACCAGGCUGUUCCUACAUUGGAACAUUGACCAUGGACAUACCAAACACUGCAGGGGGGUUGGGAAGAGAAUUUGCAGCAAAGUUAAAGUUCGGAGGAACUGAAAUAACUGUAACAGCUAAAAACACGAACACCGGCGAGGUAGCUAGUGCUCAGUUCAAUUUCCUUGAUAAUGAGCCAUAGUUCUCCCUAGACAAUUGCAUACUGGCAAUGUUGUUGAUGAAUACCGUUAAAUCUUGCAUGACUCUUUCUGAAUAAAAUGUGUUCUCUGAA